Orbicella faveolata is the source of this 2391-nucleotide messenger RNA. RefSeq lists its product as uncharacterized. NCBI's taxonomy places the organism in Eukaryota, Metazoa, Cnidaria, Anthozoa, Scleractinia, Merulinidae. The record is from RefSeq and is a predicted model, not a curated record.
UUUCAGUGUUAACAAGUUCAAUUGCACUGCUUAUUUUAGCUGUAUGUCUCUAUCUUCACUACAAAACCGUGGAUCACAACCGCCCCGCGAUCACAGCAGCUGAAACGCUUUCACGGAGGUUGGGUUCCUAUGAGAAAUUCUUCUUGACGAGCGCUAAAGUCAACAACACUGGUAAUAUUCACACGGUAUUGUUUCUGGAAUCUAAAGUGAAGCUUGACCACGUCCACGUAAAGAAUGCCUUGUUACUGCUUUUAGAUCAAUAUCCCUUGCUACGAAUGCGAGUUGUUGAGAGCAGAUUCAGCCAGCCAUAUUUUGAAGCGAUGGAAAACCCACAGGGCAGUUUAGACUUUCAACGACUGGAGGAUGUUAACUCGGGAGAAUGGCUACAUGCUUUUGAGAAGCAAAUUAAUGGCAUGCCUUUAGACACAGGACGAGGGCCUUUGUGGCGAGUGACGCUACUUAAAGAGACAGCGCAACUGACUUGUGACCACAAGGAAACACUCUACAAAAACACGCUUCUUUUUACGUUUCACCACAUGAUCAGUGAUGCGCUAUCUAUUUUUGAAUUUCUGAAGAAACUGGUCGAAUUUGUGGGCUUGCUGUACCAUGGUGAGCCAGUUGUAGUGAAAAGUUUGCCGUUUCGCCCAGUGCUCGAAGACACAAUGCAACAUUUAAUAGGCAGCGGUCCAAGUAUCUGGGAAAAGAUUUCGACUGCUGCAGCUUUCAAUUGGCGCAAACUUAAAGUAGCUUUGUGCAGUCCUAAGCUAAGAAAUCCGUAUUUAUCGAAGUUUCAUUCGCGGAUUUCUAGUCACUCCGUGCCUCAAAAGACGUAUGUUGUGCCUCGAAGCAUGACAAAGGAAGAAACAACAGCUCUAAUAAGAUGCAGCAAGGCUAACAAAUGUACUGUUCACGGCGCCAUUAUGGCCGCAACACAUUUAGCAAUAUCACAGCUGCUUUUUGAGGGAAGUAAUAAAGACUUCAAGAAUCCGUUGGUGAUAGAUAGUGCUUACACCGUUAACGUGAGAAAAGAAUGUCAACCAAAGAUCGAAAGCCAAGAAUUUGGAGUAUACGUCACUUUUGAUUCACUUCAGAUUAAAGUACAUUCUUCCAGCGUGUCGACACGGGAAAGUUUUUGGGAUUUCGCAUGCUCCUGUACUCGCGAAAUUCACAGCAGAAUCCGCCAUUUAGGAAGUCACCGCAAUGUUCUGAAACUUUUUCAGUGUGUUAAUCCAGAAACAGUUUGUGCUUUGUCCCGCUUUGAUGCCGACCAUGGAAUUUACAGAGAACUGUUCAAUUUGACAAAUCUUGGUUCCCUGUCAAUUGAUCCAGAAGGAAAAUUUCCUUACAGAUUUGCUGGUUCCCAUCUAGCCGUGCAGUGCGCAAAGAUUAAUUACGCCAUCGGCCACAACAUUUUUACCGUAAAUGAUCGAUUAUAUUGGACUGUGGAGUAUUCCCCUGAGGUCACGUCCAAGUUUCAAGCAGAGAAGUUCGUUGAUUUGUCUCUUCGUAUUCUGGUGGACGCUUGUACUCCAUAGAUUCUGUUCUGUUCUGAAGGCACGCGCUAAAAUAAAGAAUUAUACAAAAUGUAUCUAGAUUUCAACACUAAAGUGUACAUUACAAUGUAUACAUUUUGCACCUUUGUGAGAUAUACAUUUUGUACAUUCAAUGUAUACAUUUUGGACUAUGAAUUUGGAACUCCAUUGUAUACAUAAUGAAAGAAUGCAAAAUGCGAAUGUAGCCAUAACACUACUGGAAAAAUGACCUGAAAAAAUCUUCAGGCUCUGAAUGGGAUCAGAGCUUGAAGAUUUUUUCCGUUCAGAGCCUGAAGAUUUUUUCAGGUCAUUUUUCCAGUAGUGUUAUGGCUGCAUUCGCAUCUUUCAUUCUUUCAUUUAAUUGUUACUGUUGGACAUCUAUUACCAUGUAUACAUAAUGUAUAGAAAUUUUAAUUUGUACAUGAUGUAUACUUUUUGUGUACAAAACAUUAACGUUGUGAUGCAUACUUUUUGUAUACAUAGUGUUCGAUGUGUCUACAUUUUGUAUACAUUCAGUUCAAAAAAUUAAUGAAAAUGGUCCAUAUUGUAUACUUUUUGUAUACAAAACUAAACAGCUUGUAGUUGUGUUUGGCUUAAGGUGGCUGCGAUAAUGGUUGUCAGCAUUUUCCAGCCCUUAUACUUUGAUGGGUCAGUACUAUAACUCUUUAUCAGUUGCUAUUGCAGAAAUGGUAUGAAACAAAUUGGUCAACAACUUCUGAUCAUUUUCUUGACAUUAGUGGUUACCAUAGCAAUAGUAUAACCUGUUAAAAACACCCUUAAUUAUAGCUUUCAGUGCUAAUAACUCAAAAAUGAGUUCCUUGACCCCCAUUUUUUAUGAUUGAGUUAUGAUCAGCNNUGU